AUCACAUCAACAACACCGUCAUCUUAUUUUCUUUAUACUCUGGGUUUGAGUAUCCCUUGUACUCCGGUGUUAAAAAAAUCAGCAAUUCUGGCUAAUCCGUGGUGGGCCGAUCAACAGGUAGGAUUGUCUGGGGUGGUGGAUCAUCACCACCAUCCAUCAGACAAUUCACCUGGUGUAAACAAACGCCACCACGCGGAACUUUUCAUCAAUGAAACCAAGAGAAGAGAAGAAGACGACGAUGAAGAAAGAGAAGACGAUGAACCAAAAGAAGGUGCGGUGGAAAUCGGAAACAGAAGACCAAGAGGAAGACCACCAGGUUCAAAAAACAAACCAAAACCACCAAUUUUCAUAACAAGAGACAGUCCAAAUUCACUAAAAAGCCAUGUGAUGGAAGUAUCCCCCGGGGCCGAUGUAGCCGAAAGCGUAGCUCAGUUUGCAAGAAGGCGACAGCGCGGAGUUUGUAUCUUAAGCGGUAGCGGAUCAGUAGCAAAUGUUACCCUAAGACAACCAGCUGCACCAGGAGCUGUUGUAGCACUUCAUGGAAGGUUCGAGAUUCUAUCGUUAACCGGAGCUUUUCUACCCGGUCCGUCUCCUCCCGGUGCUACCGGACUCACAGUUUACUUAUCUGGUGGACAAGGGCAGGUUGUUGGUGGAAGUGUUGUUGGAUCUUUGAUUGCUGCUGGACCUGUCUUGGUUAUCGCCGCUACUUUCGCUAACGCUACUUAUGAAAGAUUACCACUUGAAGAGGAAGAAGAGGAUGAUGGUGGGAUCCAUGGAGGACAUCAUGUUAAUGGUAAUAAUAAUAAUAAUUCAUCUCCUCCUGGAAUUGGAAGUAAUGGCAACGGCAGCGGCGGAGGCGGUGAAGGUGGAGGUGGUGGGGGCCAUAUGCAGUCUGGCCUUCCAGAUCCAUCUUCUUUACCUUUGUAUAAUCUGCCACCAAAUCUUCUGCCUAAUGGUGGCCAUGUGGGACAUGAAGCUUUUCCAUGGCCUCAUGGAAUUAGGCCACCUUUCUGAAUCUGAUCACAUGAAAUUGAAGUCAGGAGUAAUGAAAUAAAUAUUUAUAUAUAGUUAUAUGUAUUUAUAUAGUAGUGUUUGUGAUAAAAUGUGAUGAGAAGUGAGAAGAGGAAGCAAUGUUAUAUUAUAAUUUAUCUACCACUCUCUCUAUGUAUGUGUAUAUGAUUAUUAUUAAGUAAGAACUUUCUGUGUGUUUCUCUUUUGGUUCUGUGUUUUGGAAUAAAAAAGAUGAUGA
Vicia villosa (hairy vetch) is the source of this 1249-nucleotide messenger RNA. RefSeq names its product AT-hook motif nuclear-localized protein 20-like. NCBI's taxonomy places the organism in Eukaryota, Viridiplantae, Streptophyta, Magnoliopsida, Fabales, Fabaceae. Gene Ontology annotation, molecular function: DNA-binding transcription factor activity; minor groove of adenine-thymine-rich DNA binding. The annotation marks the transcript as partial. The transcript has a single exon. Gene Ontology annotation, cellular component: nucleus. The record is from RefSeq and is a predicted model, not a curated record.